Papilio polytes (common Mormon) is the source of this 2199-nucleotide messenger RNA. RefSeq lists its product as uncharacterized. The transcript has 2 exons. The record is from RefSeq and is a predicted model, not a curated record. The coding region runs from base 38 to 1177 and encodes 379 amino acids. Lineage: Eukaryota; Metazoa; Arthropoda; Insecta; Lepidoptera; Papilionidae.
CCCACCGCUGCCCGACCCGCAUCGACGUGCUUUUAGUAUGCUGCGCGCAUGCGACACGCCCGCACCCUUCUGCGCUCCUAGUACCAAACAUCGUAAACACGCGAAUUUAAACCAGAAACAAAACAAGCGAAAAGUGCCAAAUGCAUCGUUAAAUGAUAAAAUGGUCGCGAUCCUGGCGAAUCCUAAAUGGAGCGAGGAUCUCACCAUACAAAUGAUAAUAGAGUAUGAGAAACGAGAGUACCUCUGGAACCCGGUGGCGGAGCAUUAUAAAAACAAAAAGAUACGCGAACAGGGUUAUUUGGAAAUAAUUAAAGCGCUCAAUUUGGUCGACGUGACUGUGAAGGAGCUCAAGAAUAAAAUAAAGAAUAUUCGGUCGUCGUACAGCGUGGAACUGAAGAAGAUUCGCGCGGCGCGCAAGGCUGGCGCGCAUGCGUACCGGCCCAGUGUCACGUGGUUCGAGCACGCCGACAGGUUCCUGCGGGCGAUAGUAACUCCUAUCUCCAUGGAUAACACGUUAGUUGAGAUACCAGCGAGUGACGACAGCGACGUGGUACAAGAUUUAAGCGAACGAAAAUCGCCUGAGAAGAAAAGCCCGCGAAAACGUCGCAGUUCAACAAGAUCGUCGACACCGUACGUGUUGAACACGCCCUCUCCACGUCCUAAUACACCAUUUUCUAUCAACCAAUCGUCAUUUGGUAUCCUACCCACAUCUACAACGUUUUUAAAUCCCCCAGUAGGGAUAGCUACGCCACUCACUACCUCACUAGCUACAAUGUACCCCCUAACAAAGCAGAAGAAACGUAAUUCAGAAGAUCGUUCAGAGUCAGACGGUCCUCAAGAUUUGAGUCAACAUUCAGAUGUGAAUGAGAACGAAUUCGAGAUGUUCGGAAAACUGAUUGCGAGCCAAUUAAGGAAACUACCUCUCAGUUUAGCUUUGGAUACUCAGUUAAAAAUCCAGACAUUAGUAAAUGCUGCUAGAAUACAAGCUGUAUACCAACAGUAUAGUUACGCGGGUCCGUCUCAAGAAACGCUGUCAGUACAAGCUUUGUCCAAUGGAAUACUGGCAAGCAUGGCGUCACAGAGUACGUUCGCGUCCCGCGCAUUGGGCAUGCGCAAUGAUUCUCCAGAUGAGAUGAACAUUAAAGCGGAAUAUUUGGGAUCGGAACCCGAAGACUAAGUCCCUGUUCUCCCAAAUUGUAAAUUGUUUAACAAUCCAAGUAUAACAUGUGACGGAAAUAUCGGAUUUUGUUCCCUUAUCUGACAGUGACGUCAUUUUUAAGCUCUAUCAGGCAGUGGUGGGACAGGCCCUUCGAUGUCAAAGAUUAGACCACUUUACUAGACUCGUUGUCAGUUACGCACUAGUGGAAAAGGGUUCUAAAGUGCAUAUAUAAUAUGUUUUCUACCCAUUGCCCAAAACCAAACAGUACAAAUAAGAUGAAUAAUGUAGUUAAGUUGGAUGUUGUGAAGUAUUCUGUUUGUAACUUAACGGGAUAACUUGUAAGUUAGAGCAAAUACCUUUGACUGAAUCGCCACUGUUGUGAUUGUCGAUUGUUUCGCAGCCAACUGUUUAGUUGCACAACUAAUCGAGUCGUGUACCUCCUUAUAUGAAUCAAAGUGCGAUAGUUUUGUCAAAGGUGUAUCGCUUCAUGUGGUAUUUAUAGAUCUCUUUAUUUUUUUGGCUGUGUUUGAUUUUAUAAAGACAUGAUUUUUAUAUUUAAAUGGAUGUUUAGAUAUAUUUAGUACUUAACAUAUAAGAUGACUCUGAUUUAACAAGAACUGAUUGAAAUCUAGUUUUUGAUGAACUGCAUUAUUAAAAAGUCAGAAGAUUAAUUGAAAGCAGUGCCCUCUAUUUGAAAAAUACGAAAUCAAUGAUUUUUUAUAAUUCAAAAUCGUAACGUAACUGCCAAAUUUUUACCUAAAAUAUGUAGAUUGCCUAAUUUGUAAGUCUAAAGAAUUUUAACGAUCUUUAGUAUUUUAGAUUCAGUAUGUUUAUGAAACAUGCUUUUAUAGUUUAAAUUAUUUUCAUUAGAAUACAAAAGAAAAUGAAACCGUCUAAACCAGGGGUGGUCAACCGAAGGUAUAUUUUUUAAAAACAAUUGUACGGUCUACUUUACUAUUUACUCCUAAUCCGUACUAAUGUUAUAAAUAGAAAAAAAUGUAUUUUGAUGUACUAGCUGUUCCCAUGCGACUUCAUCCGCA